AUGGCGUCCGCCGACGCGGAGAACACGGAGAAGAAGAUGGAGGGUACCAUCGAGGCCGCCCAGGAAUUGCACCAGGACCCGCAGUCACACGUUAACCCGGAUAUCGUUGAGCAAAAGGUCGUCGACGAAGCCAAACAAGCCGGUGCGGCUGCAUACCAAUUUGACCCCAACGCCUCGCCUGAAGAGAAGGCCAAUGCUGCCAAAGGGCGAUUGCCGCCUGAUUUCCAUCAUCCCCAUAAACCCAAGGGUGUUGCUGUAGUUACAGAUAAGGUACGAAUGACUGGAUUUCUGGAUGCGAUCGCGAUGUAUGUGCUAACCCUACCUAGGCCGACGGCAAAGCAGACUAUGACCUCUCCCCCACCGGAAUCUGCGACCGCCAUUAUGGCCGAGGAAGCCACACGAGAAAGUGCGGGUGAAAAGCCCGUCGAUGAGGAUAAUCGAUGGGCGCGCGACAGAACGGGUUGGGCCCCGAAGUUCGUCGAUGAGAAGCUCACGGCGGCUUUGCGUGAUGAAGGUACAUUGCUGGAUCACGAGACGUUUUUGGAGGGGAAAAUCCCCGAUAAGUUCUUUGGCGACUGGUACCACAAUGCCGGGAUUAUCGUCUUCGCUUGUUUGGCGUCGUGGAUAGUCGCCGUGCUAGGCGGUGGUAUCGGUUGGGUUCUCAUGGUCAUGGCAGCAUGCAGCACCUACUACCGUACCUCCAUUCGACGAGUGCGCCGGAACUUCCGUGACGAUAUUAGCCGUGAGAUGUCCAAGCAGCGCCUCGAGACCGACACCGAGAGCCUAGAGUGGAUUAACAGCUUCCUCGUCAAGUUCUGGCCGAUCUACGCCCCCGUUCUCUGCGAUACCAUCAUCAACACUGUCGACCAGGUCCUCAGUACUUCUACCCCCGCCUUCUUGGAUAGCUUGCGCCUCAAGACCUUCGUGCUCGGUACAAAGCCUCCUCGCCUGGAGCACGUCAAGACCUACCCCAAGACUGACCCUGAUACCGUCAUCAUGGACUGGAAGUUCAGCUUCACCCCGAACGACGUAAUGGACCUGACUGCGCGCCAGACUAAGGACAAGAUCAACCCCAAGGUCGUCUUGGAGGUUCGUGUCGGCAAGGGUGUCGUGAGCAAGGGUCUCGACGUGAUUGUCGAGGACAUGGCUUGUUCGGGCUUGAUGCGUGUCAAGGUCAAGCUUCAGAUUCCAUUCCCCCACAUUGAGCGUGUGGAUGUCUGCUUCCUGGACAAGCCCGAAAUCGACUACGCCUGCAAGCCCCUCGGUGGUGAUACCCUUGGAUUUGAUAUCAACUUCAUUCCCGGUCUGGAGUCCUUCAUUAAGGACCAGAUUCAUGCCAACUUGCAGCCUAUGAUGUACGAUCCGAAUGUGUUCCCGAUUGAGAUUGCUAAGAUGCUUGCUGGGAACCCGGUCGACCAGGCUAUUGGUGUGGUCGCGGUUACUCUGCACGGUGCUCAACAGCUCAAGAACCCGGAUAAGUUCUCUGGCACUCCCGAUCCGUACGCCGUGGUGUCUUUGAACAACCGUAAUGAGCUCGGCCGCACGAAGAUCAUCCACGAUACCGACAGCCCCCGCUGGAACGAGACUAUUUACGUGAUUAUUACCUCUUUCUCCGAUGCCUUGUCUAUUGCUGCAUAUGACUGGAACGAAUACCGUAAGGAUAAGGAAAUGGGUGUUGCUAGCUUCGCAUUGGACAAACUCGAGCAGGAGCCUUCCCACGAGGGUAUCUAUCUGGAAGUGCAAGCCAGUGGCCGCCACCGCGGUGCCAUCCAAGCCGAUAUCCGCUUCUUCCCCGUUCUCGAGGGAAGAAAGAACGAGGCUGGUGAGGCUGAACCCGCCCCUGAAAUGAACACCGGCAUUGCCCAAUUCACGGUGGAGCAGGCCAAGGAUCUCGACGGAAGCAAGAGUCUGGUUGGCAAGCUGAACCCUUACGGUGUCCUCCUCCUCAACGGAAAGGAAAUCCAUAUUACUAAAAAGCUCAAGCGCACCAACAACCCGAUCUUCCAGAAUGCCUCCAAGGAGUUCCUCGUCACGGACCGAAAGAACGCUCGUCUGGGUCUUAUCCUCAAGGACGAUCGCGAUAUCAUGCAGGAUCCCAUUAUCGGCCGCUACCAGAUCAAGAUGAACGACAUGCUGAAGAUGAUGGAGCGUGGCCAGCAAUGGUUCCAUCUCCACGGCGCCAAGGAAGGACGUGUCAAGUUGGGUCUCCAGUGGAAGCCCGUCGAGCUGACAGGUGUUGGCAGCGCUGGCUACAUUGACCCCAUUGGUGUCAUGCGCUUCCACUUCAAGCGUGCAACUAACCUGCGCAACCUUGAGGCCAUGGGCAAGUCUGAUCCCUACGCUCGUGUUCUUCUUUCCGGUGUCACUCGUGGUCGCACUGUCACCUUCCGCAACAACCUCAACCCCGAUUGGGACGAGGUCGUCUACGUGCCUAUUCGCAGCGCACGCGAGAAGCUGACCGUGGAGGUCAUGGACGAGGAGACUAUCAACAAGGACCGCACUCUUGGUUGGGCCGAUAUCAAUGCCUCCGACUUUGUUCGCGAGACGGAGAGCGGUGAAUAUCAGAUCGACGACGAGAAGCAGGAUAUCACCAGCAUUCUGAAGAUUAGCGGUGGCUCUCCCAAGGGUGAACUCCACUACAAUGUGGCAUUCUACCCGUCUGUGCCGGUCGUUAACCCCGAGGACGAAGUUGAAGAGGAGGAGGAGGAAUCCUCGGAGCUCCCUGGUACUCCUGGUCCGGACUCCACCGAAUUCCCGAAGAAGGCUCUGCACGCCAAGUCUGCUAGCGUUGACUCGAAGGCUUCGAAGGCCUCCAAGGGUCUGUCUAACGGCGCUGCGCCUAUCACUAACGGAACCACCAAUGGUGAGCCGGCUACUAACGGCCGCGCCAGUCUGGAAACCACUACAUCGCGCCCGAUGACUGGUACCCAGUCUGAGACCGCGUCUCUUCGGUCCGUCAAGUCUAUUCCCCGCACUUUUGUCAGUGCGGAGGAUCUCCCGAAAUAUGAAUCUGGUUUCAUCGUGUUCAAGUUCCACGAGGGCCAGCUGGCCGUUCCCCAUGUUCAGUUGGAGGUCUUGAUGGACGAUUACAUGUUCCCCGCCUAUGUCUCAUCUAAGAUCCACACCACGACCGCCAAGUUCACUGACGUCGGCGAGGCUUUCGUUCGCGAGCUCGAGUUCUCCAAGAUCACCUUGCGUCUGGUUAGCAAGGAUGAUCCCAAGGACUCCAGUGAGGAGCACACAGUCGCCAAGCUGACUGGUGACACGCUACCCACACUGAUGCGCAUGCUGUACACUCCCACCGAGCUCGUCCUCCGCUCGAACUCCGGCGAGGUGAGCAAGGUCACCGUCAGCGCUCGGUACAUUCCGACGGAAAUGAAGCUCGAUCCCACGGAGAGCAUCAACAACAUGGGUACCCUGCGUGUUGACGUGCACGAUGCCGCCGAGCUGCCCGCCGCUGACCGCAAUGGAUUCAGCGACCCAUUCUGCAAGUUCCGCUUGGAUGACGAGACCGUGUUCAAGACCAAGGUCCAGAAGAAGACCCUGCACCCGGCCUGGAACGAGUACUUCGAGACCCCCAUCAAAUCCCGUAUCGGCGCAAAUUUCCACGUGGACGUGUACGACUGGGACUUUGGUGACAAGGCUGACUUCCUCGGCGCCACGGCAAUCGACCUGGAAUCCCUGGAGCCCUUCCAAGCCAAGGAAGUCACCCUGCCCCUCGACGGCAAAUCAGGUGCGAUUCGCCUGAGCCUGCUGUUCAAGCCUACCUACGUGAUCCGCGCCCGCCAAGGCUCCUCCACCUUCUCCGGCACCUUCGCCGUCCCCGGCAAGAUCGUCGGCGCCCCCGUUAAGGGUGUUGGCUUCGUCGGUGGCAACGUCGUCCGCGGCGCCUCUUUCCUCAAGCACGGCCUCAUGUCGCGCAUCCACAAAGACAAAGGCGAAGACACCGCCUCCAUCAUGAACAGCAUCGAGGAACCUGACAACGUCAGGGGCGACCGUCUUACCCCAGCCGCCUCCCUCGUCGAAGGCUCCCCUUCCCCCAGCACCCCGCAGAAGGAACACAGCCGCAACCGCAGCACGGCCUCGCAGUUUGGCGAUCGCCUCAGCGUCUUCGGUGGCGGCGGCUCCGGUGAAAAGGGCUCCGCCAACAUCACCGUCGUCUCCGCUGCGAACUUCGCUACGGACACCAAUCUCCGCGUCAUCAUCCGUCUCCUGGGUUCCAAGGGCGCAAAGGAUGUCCACAAGACCAAGGCCCACAAGAACUCCUCCGGCGCAGUCACCUUCGAUGACUCCUUCCGUAUUCCCAACACUACCGCCGACGCCCAGUACCAGGUCCGCGUUGUUGACCACGCGACCUUCGGAUCGGACGAUGUCCUCGGCGAAGCGCCCUUCUUCGUUGAUGACCAGGGUUCUGUCGCGGGCCAGGACAAGGCUAUCACUGUUGGCGACGGAGUUGUCACCAUUCGUUCCAGCUUUGCGCUUGCAGAUAGUGGUUUGCGACCUACUACGUCGCACUCGACCGCUGGUACCCCCGAGCCCAAUGAGGGUGGAGGCAGUCCUGAUUCGAGGAAGGUGCCCCGUCGCAGCUUCCUGAGCAAGAGGUCCGUUAGCGGGGUUUAA
Penicillium mononematosum is the source of this 4620-nucleotide messenger RNA. RefSeq lists its product as uncharacterized. The record is from RefSeq and is a predicted model, not a curated record. Lineage: Eukaryota; Fungi; Ascomycota; Eurotiomycetes; Eurotiales; Aspergillaceae. Gene Ontology annotation, molecular function: lipid binding. Bases 1 to 4620 code for a protein of 1539 amino acids. The transcript is spliced from 3 exons.